UGGCGCCAAGCCAAUUUCGAUAUUAAAUUUCAAAGGUUAUGCAUUCCAAAAUCCAACGCGUCGUCAUGGAGACCACGUGGACGCGACAGCGCGAAUCGACGUGUGUCAGGAAGCCAAGAUCAAACAUACAUGCCUCAUCAUGCUUUACGUCGAGACAACCGCACUUGCUGGUGCGCCAGUGCUGCCAAGGCAGGAAGGGUUUGGCAGGGUGGAAUGUUGUCGUCGCACAAUUGUUGGGGUGGAUGUUCAUAUCCAGGGAGGAGAUAAACCCCCGCCACGCCAUCGUCGUCGAAUCCAGUCUCGACCAGUUCACGAAGGUCUGCAUGCGCCUUGAGAAGUUGGGCCCACUCCGUCACUUGCUGCUGAGCAAGUGCAACGAGCAAUGCCUUCACGUGCUGCUGCAGCAGGCGUUCAUGUUCGACUAGUCGCGGAAAUGGCAUUUUGCACGAAAGCAGCAAGCUUGUCACCUUGUCGAGAAGUGGCUGCAAUACCGUCGCCGAGUCAUCCUUCGCCUCGCCACGGGCUUGCAUGUCGCUGGUCCAUUGCAACACGGACGGCAAGAGGUAGGGAUAAAAGUCACACGUUCGCUGGACAAGUGGGUGGCAUUCCCGAGAUAAUGCUGACGGUAGCACCGCUUCCAUCACUGUAUUGCGCCACGACUCGAACGAUUCCUGCCAAGCAUUGGCAUUCGAUUCGAGUGGAACAUGCUGGCCAUAGCCGCGAUAAAGCCACUCUUUGGACGCCGCCCGAUGAAGCACAAUGCGGCGCAGGACGUAGCUGAUGUGCACUGCAUAAAGCCCAAAUUCAUGGAUAUUGGUCGCGGUGGACGCUGCGGACGCCACCAUGGUUUCGUGGAGAUGGCAAGUCUCUUCCAGGUCAGCGUUGGGUUGCAUCGAGUGGAGAAGCUCUGCCUUGGACAAGUCGGACAUAUCUGGGAAGCUGUCGUCCAAACAUUGGAAUGGAUGAGGAAGCAGCUGGUCAUGCAUGAGCACCAACGCAUUGCAAAGUCGAGGGGCUGGCAUCGGCACCACGAGCGCCACACGCACGAACGCAGGGAGAAGCAGCGAGCUAGGACAUCGUUUCCCGAGAUGAUCUCGCUGCAUGCGGCGUUGAAUCUUCAGAAGGUCUUCGUUGGCCGCGCUGUGCCACGUCGUUGCUGUAGGAAGUGGGACAUGGGCAGCAAGGGCCUGGAUCGCGACGAGAUGCCGCAUCCGCGCAUCUGCAAGACGCUUCUGUCGUUUGGCAGCUCGGAAUUCCUUCCUCAACUUGGCGUAAGCACUGCCCAACCUAGCAAUAUCUGCGACGGAUGACUGCAAGGUCGACGUCCACGCGACCAACGCUGACGAAGGAAGGGACGAUGGCGUGGGUGAUUCGGAAGGACUCGGUAACUUUCCAAGUACAAAAAGUUCACUCGACUUCGAGGGCGUGGAGCUUUGCAUGGCUUGUGCGACAUGUGUGGCAGCUCCCUGGGGCUGUGGCGUGGUUGCAUGCAGCACAGGCAAUGAGGCGGCAGUGACGGCGUCAUGCGACUUGUUACAGUGCGAUAAUGUGCCAUCGAGAGGACAGAUGGAGGGGACGGCGCUUGUAGCGAUGCUGAGAUCUUUCGAGGAAACAGUUGAGAUGGUCUUCGGCGUCUCACGCUUUGAUACAUUUUGUGCGCUUGACAACGAGUUGGGUACUCCCCCAGAUGACAAUGACAAUUUCACGAUGGCUUGGGGGGCUUUGCUUUUGUUUUGCUCUGGGCGUGGGGGAGGCGAGGUUGGAGUUCGUGUCGGAGUGUCCAAGAUUUCGAUGACAUUGGGCUCUUGUUGACGUAGACGUUUCUUUGGCGUCAUCUCCUGUGGCGGCGAUGCAUUCGUGGUGCUAGGAUUCCGCGGAGUCUCGCUCGUGGAAACAGGGGAAGCAUUUUGUACAAUGGGUGCAUGAGUCAAACGCGGCGCUGUCCGUGGAGGAGGUUUGAUGGAGUUUACACAUUUGCGAAUGGGUACGGGUUGGGGCACGGGGGUUGCAGAUACGACUGCAUGUACACGAUUCCGCCCCUUUGACGCAGCUGGUUGCUUGGAUGAAGCCGUGGGUUGAGCAGUCGAUGCGCUGGUCCGUUGAGAUUUGGCGACUUUUUGUUUGUGGAGGACGUUCUGGUGUGCGUCGUCAAUCAACUGCUGUGCCAGCCUUGCUCCAUGGUUCGCUCGAAGCACAUUUUGGCCUGCAACUGAGAUAUAGCUCUGCGAUGCUGAUGAGGCCACCUUGAGUUUCAGCGUUGUGUUGGAUGUGGCCCCUGCAACCGUAAUCUUGGCACCUCGAUGGCCGACGAUGUGUGGAAUCAUCGCGCUGGCAGUAUCAUCAUCUAUGCCGUCGGGAAAAUUGACUCGCUGCAUCGCCAUGCUUGCUAUUGGCGUCAGGUUUUCCUCCCGCAUCGCGCCACCGAAGGACGCGCCAAUCGAGAUGCCCGACAUGGCCGAUCUCGC
Aphanomyces invadans is the source of this 2465-nucleotide messenger RNA. RefSeq lists its product as hypothetical. The transcript has a single exon. The coding region runs from base 705 to 1310 and encodes 201 amino acids. The record is from RefSeq and is a predicted model, not a curated record. Lineage: Eukaryota; Oomycota; Saprolegniomycetes; Saprolegniales; Verrucalvaceae.